UCUUCUCAUUUCCCGCUGCUUCACCGCUGUAACACUGUACAACUCUGUACGACAUCUCUCUAGCCAUAUGCCCACUCUGCUCUCGCCGCUAUCCCCAUUCCUAUCCCGAUGAACAGGAAUAAUCCAGCGGGCGCCGCAGCCCGCAAACCUCGUAAGAAACCCAAGGCUUCCCCAUCGCCGGCCGGCCAUUCUCUCCCCACCUCCACUUCUCCAGCUCCCAAUCCAGCUUCUGGUUCCAUGCCCAUGUCAAUCCCAAUGACCAUGGGAGAAAGAGACAGGGAGGAAAGACCGAUCCCGAGACCGUACCUCGCUCUGGCGCCGUCCCCUAUUUCAAGCAUGUCCCCUUCUGCAGCUGAGCGGAUGGUCUUGCCUUCCAAUUUCAUCCGGCAAUCGCAGGCGCAGGCGCAGGCGCAGGGACAUCAAGUACAAACAACUGCAGAAGCCGGUCCGGGACCCUCGACAUCGACUUUGAACAUUGCUGGAUCCAGUGCUCAUCCUCAGGCUCACGCGGAGACUCAAGGGAAAGGGAAAGAGAAAGGAAAGAAGAAACGGACGAGGUACGCUUCAGGUCUCCUUUCCCCACCCGCUGUAGUCCCCGGUGGGACGCCGGGUGUACCCAGAGUUCAAGUGUAUUCGCAACCUGGGAAACGGAGGAGUCGGUCCGCCGCCAACCCCGGUGCUGGUGCGGAAACCGCUGGGACAAGGACGGGAGGCGGAUUGGGAAUGUCAACGGAUGGACCUUCCGCAAGUCGGACGAGGCUUGAUACGCUCCAGACACAUAACCCUAGUCAAAUAUCCCUCGGCCAACUCGGGCAGGUGCUCAAUUCCGAUCCGACAUCUUACGAGACGCCAGGUGAGCCUCCUCAACAGUCGCAACAACAACCCCAGAGGAGGAGAAGACGAGUGGUAACGGGGGAUAAUAAUGAAGAAGGCGGAGGUGUAAGAAGACGGUUGACGGUUAGUUCAAGAGAGGAAGGCAGGGCGUUGGGUGUUGCCAGAGGGGCUAGUAUGAGACGGAGGAAUUUAUGGGAUGAGAUACCAGAGGCGAUCGUCCAGGAGACGGGGGAACCACCACCGCCCUUUCCGUUUCCAAGUUCGUCCAAUAGGUUACCGGGUUUCAAUCCUUCUCAAUCUCCUUCCAGCGAGAGAGGAAGAGGUGGAAAUGGAGGAGAAGGCGAGCAAAAUGAGCAAGAUGAUGGACGGGAAAGACGACCGAGAUCACCACCGCCGAGUUGGGAGCAGGCUGUUGGUUUGGUACCUUUACCUACACCCGCUGCGUCUUCCGGUAACACCGCGACCCCCCGGGCGACCGCCCCACCUGACACGUCUUCUGUACCCCGUCUUAUCAUACCCGAUCAAUCCUAUUCAAUAUCGGUAUCACCUACGUCGAGUCGGUACGAAUCCGCUCCUUCAUCACCGUUCCUCUCCCCCGCAUCUACCAUGGACCCGUCUACUACUUUCCAUCGUCAUCCGCCGGCUAUUGCGGUACCCCCACACUUGCGUUCCGCCCUAGAGUCAACCUCCACCUCUACCUCCACCUCGGCCUUUGUCUCGGCCAACCCUUCUACGGCCCCUUCAACAUGCAGUACAAUCGCGGUCGAUCAAGAUCCAAAUGCGGAUGCCGAUGGGCUUGGGAUGACAGCGGAAGAACGGCUUGAUCGGAAAUUGUGGAAUGCAGAUAUCCUAGCGGGAUAUUCGUUGGAGGAGAGGGUGAGGAGGGAGUGGGAUAGGCGGAAGCUAAGGGAGAGGGAGCAAUCGCAAUCGCAAUCGCAAUCGCAAGCACAGGGGCAAAACGAGGAGGAGGAGGGGGGGCGAGAGGGUGAGCUCGUACAGGGGACAGAGGUGGGAAUGGGGACUCUCUCAGAGAGGCAAGUGUCUGAAGCGACAGACGCGACAGAGAUGAUGGAGGAGGGUCAAAGGGCGGAAGGGGCGGAGACAGCGGAACCCAGACUUUUGAGUCCAAGUUUGGAAAAUGGCUCAGGCUUGGGCUUGGGUUCGGGCUCGGGGUCGGGCUCGCCAACUGUGCGUUCGAGAUCUUUGGAAGGUUGGUCUCCAGAUGUGGAACCGGGAUCCGUAUCCAAACACGAGUAUAAGCACGAGCGCGGGCCCAAGGCUGAACAUCAACUUGGAUCAGAUCCACGACCAUCGCCGCAACUCCAGCACAAUCAAGACCAAAAUCAAGCGCAAGCGCAAGACGCGAAAAAGCAUUCAGAGUCCUCUUCCUCCGAGGUUGGAGCUCCAGCUGAUGCUGGACAGCCCUCUUUCAGCAGGAAGCAGCCUACAAGCACAGGCACAAGCACAAGUAUAGCGCCAUCCACCGCACCGCUAGCCGCACCUUUACUCUCCCCACCAAUAAUUUUGCCGUCUCAUGAGCAUGAGCAUGAGCUGCCGCAACCAUCUACCACCAAGCCCAAGGAAAAAGUGGGGAGGAAGAAAAAUGCUAAUGUCGUUGAUGUUGGCGCAAGCAAGGCUGCUGAUCAGCAGUCAACCGGGAUUGAACUUACCAUUCCCACACCCACACCCACAUCCACAUCUACGUCCACACCCACAUCCACAUCUACGUCCACACCCACUCCUCAUUCGAAAGAAAAAGAAAAAGCACAGGCUGCUCAGACUCAAAUUUUAGAGGAAAAGCAAUCUCUUACUGCAGAACAACCUCCCGAAAGAGUCAAAGAGAAGAAGGAGAAAGAAAAGUCCAAAUUCUCAGCUCCCGAAUUAUCGUCGUCCUUACCAAAGGAGAAGAGGAAAGACAAAAGAGCAAUAGAGAAGAAACCUUCUCAGCCUUUGCAACCUUUGAGACCGCUUUUCCACAAGAUCCCUUGGGGCAGCUCGCCCAACGUCGAUACGGCUGGUGUUGGCGUCACAUCAUCUCAAGACAAGCCCUCCGGUCGUUCCACUCGUCUUGGGGAAAGUGAAGAGAAUGUGCAAGCUGCUGGAGCGUCAUUUGAGAAGAGGAGAGAGAGUGAGGGACUGCAAGGAAGGAGGUUGAAUGAGGAAGUGCAGAGAAGGAAGAGUGAGAAUGAUGUUGGGUUUAGGGUUGGGAGCCCGAGAGAGGCAGGUAAGGGGGAAAAGACGGGAUUACCGCCUAAUAGGGAGGCAGCGUUGAAGCGAAGGGAUUUGCAACUCCCAGCACAGACGCCCAAACUUCAAUCGCGACCGGCUCAACCCCAGGGGUCUACGACGCAAUAUAAAUCUGCCUUGCCACGAUUGACACCACCUGUGGAACAGCCCGUACAAACCGCCAAAUCCAAAGCUGACAUUGCGCCACCUGUACCAGCCAAGGCAAAGGUGGCGGAGGACAAGCAGCCCAAGGAAGAAAAGCUACUUCAGCGCCUCUCAGGACCUUUGGUCGAUAUUGAUGAUCCUGAGCCUAGACUUGUUCCCAAGUUCCAAUCCCAGGCCCCAUCUAGCACCUCCACCACUCAACCUCAAUACCCCCCAAUUACCCAAGUCGGAGUUAAUCAAGAGGCGAAGGGUAAAAAGGAUAAACGUGUUUCUCGAGAGAGUAUAACGGCGCUGGCAGCUUCGUCGGCUGAUCUUUUACAGCUCCUCGAGUCGUCUGCGGAGGAAGAUCCUUCCAACUCUAAUUCGAGCUUGAAGGAUGUGAACCAAUCGAGAACAGAGGAACCUGCUCGAGAUAUGACAGAGGGGACCUUGGGCAUAGAAACGACGCCUAGCCGAGGUCCAUCUUCUCUAGGCGCGAUGGCAGCUGCAACCAAGAAGAAGGUCCCUCCGCCUCCACCACCUCCUGUUUCGAGAUCUAGGUUGCAUUUAUCAAAGUCAAUGGGUACCUUGCGUCCUUCGGAAGGGGUCGAACGGGGGAAACAAGAUGGACAGGCUACUGGUGAGGACGGGACACAGAAUGCACGGGUACCUCGUACUCCUCCCCUACCGCCUCAGUUACCUAAACGACGUCCACCUCCGCCUCCACCGCCUAGGCAUCCUGCGGCUAUCGCCAGACUCCCACCCCCUCCUCCUCCUCCUCAAUCACAAGCAGAACCACGAGCUAGAGCUCCACCUCCGCCCCCGCCACUCCCGCCUCGUCCAAGGCCUUUGAGCGGCAUCUCAUAUCAGACUAUAUCUUCUGUCUCUCAGGUUUCGUCCGCUGGUGCGCCUGCGCACGGGCAAAAAGUUGAUACGGCUCUGCAAGCUCAACGACAAGCACAAGCUCAGGAGCCAGAGGAAGAUGAAGAAGGAGAUCUCCCAGGAAGUGAAAAUGUUUCUCCAGGUCUGGUGAGGCGACCUUUAGGUCCUCGCCCCGCUCCUCCUCCCCGUCCUACUUUACCUUCUCGACUCAGGUUGUUUGGAAAUAACCAAACGAACUCUGGCCAGAGAAUGGAUUCCCGGAUGGCGGAUGUACCUCAGAGUCAGAGACUGGGCCAGGAAGAAAGAGUUGGAGAAAUGGAUAGUGGCUCGAAGUUUGUAGAGCACAUUGAACGAGGAGGGAUCCCACCUCCCCCUCCACCUACUCUGCAAACUCGUGCUCGGGAGACACUUCGACCUACGCCUGUGUCAACCCUCACGCCCACCCCAAUCCCGGCUCUUAGGCUGAACAACUCCACGACAACCAAUGGUUCCCGCCCAUCCCCAGUCGAAAGAUCACAUAGCGAUUUCCCCCCUCUCCCGACCCAGUCUCAGCUGCGGAUACAUCAGAUGAACGAGAGGGAGAGCGAUAAUCGAUGGGCGUCGACUGUUGAUUUAAGGGAGAGGCCUUUAAGUCCUGCGACUUCUGCGACUCCUGUGAUUGGCAGCCGGGGCGCGGGAGAUGGGGAUGAAAGUAGGAUAAGCCCGGUGGAAACGCCUAGACGUGAAGAAGGUGAAGGACCCGGUGUGGGGUUGCACAGUCAAGCACAGGGACAGAGGGGGAUAAGAGAGUAUACGGAUUUGGACCUGUUUGUUUCGAGGUUGGAAGGAAGUGGGCGCGAGUAUGAAGGUUAUUCACAACUAACGACCUUCCUCGGCCCUUCUAAACCUACUGCCGCAUCUCCCGAAGCGAUCUCCACCCUGCUCCCAGGACUCAUCACCAUCGAUUCUCGCCGUACCACGCCACAAGGUAAAGUGAAGCUUAAACUUUCGCUCUUGGGGGUCAGAGUGGGUAAAUGCCCAAUCUGCUUGAGUCAGUUUAGGGGGGGUGAGAAAGGGGUGUUGACACCGACUUGCGUGCAUGCGGCCCAUCAAAGUUGUGCAUUAAGGUGGUUUAGGGAGGAUAGAAGGUGUUUUGUCUGUAGAGAGAUUUUGAAGGAGGAAGAGUAAGGAGUCAGAGUUAAGGGAGAUGGAAGAAUGGAUCAGUUAGAUAUUGUAGCGAUUACUGAGAAAGUGGGAUAGUAUAAUUAGCAUCAUGUAUAUUUUGA
Cryptococcus deneoformans JEC21 is the source of this 5351-nucleotide messenger RNA. RefSeq lists its product as hypothetical. Bases 109 to 5253 code for a protein of 1714 amino acids. The record is from RefSeq and is a predicted model, not a curated record. Lineage: Eukaryota; Fungi; Basidiomycota; Tremellomycetes; Tremellales; Cryptococcaceae. The transcript has 5 exons.